UCCACACUACCCACCCCUCCCACUCCCCCCUCCUUCUUUCUUUCCCCUCCUCCCCUCUUGUCGCCAUCAACCAAGAACGUACUGGAAGGAAGGAAGAAAGAGGAGCAAGAACCGAGAUAGGAUCGUCUCUCCUCUUCCCCGGCCUCUUAACGAGAACGCAGAGUCUCUUUUGAAUCUUUGUGGCAGCGGACAGGCCUUCUUUAACCAUGUGCUCCGGCCCGCGCAAGCCGUCGACCCCGCCGCUGGCGGCGCCGGCGCCCAAGGAUUCCGGGGCCAUGGCCUCGCUCCUCCUCGAGCUGGCCGCGGCGGACGACGUGGUGGAGUUCAGGCGGGUUGUCGAGGAGGAGAAGGCGUGCCUUGAUGCUGCGGCCUCGUGGUAUGGCCCGUCGGCGGUUGGCCUGGGCCGGCUCGGCGCGGAGAGCCGGACGCCGGCCAUGGUCGCCGCGCUCUACGGGAGCACGGCCGUGCUGGCGCACGCGCUGUCCGUCGCGCCGGGCGAGGCCUGCCGCGCGUCCGACACGGACGGCGCCACCGCGCUCCAUAUGGCUGCGGCUGGUGGCGCGGCGAACGCGGUUGCGGCCACGCACCUGCUGCUCGCCGCGGGGGCCUCCACGGAGGCGCUCUCGGUGUCCGGGCUCCGCGCCGGGGACCUGCUCCCGCGCGCCGCGGGCGUGGCUGAGAAGCCUCUACGCCUGCUGCUCAAGUCUCCCGCCGUGUCACCCUCCUCGUCGCCCAAGAAGUCCGCCUCGCCGCCGGCGACGGUGGCUGCCGCGCAGGAGCCCAGGAAGGAGUACCCGCCGGACCUCACGCUGCCGGACCUCAAGAGCGGGCUCUUCAGCACCGACGAGUUCCGUAUGUACAGCUUCAAGGUGAAGCCCUGCUCCCGCGCCUACUCCCAUGACUGGACCGAGUGCCCCUUCGUGCACCCCGGCGAGAACGCGCGCCGCCGCGACCCGCGCCGCUACUCCUACAGCUGCGUGCCCUGCCCGGAGUUCCGCAAGGGCGGGUCGUGCCGCAAGGGCGACGGCUGCGAGUACGCGCACGGCGUCUUCGAGUGCUGGCUCCACCCGGCGCAGUACCGGACGCGCCUCUGCAAGGACGAGGUCGGCUGCGCGCGCCGCAUCUGCUUCUUCGCCCACAGGCGCGACGAGCUCCGCUCCGUCAACCCCUCCGCCGUCUCCGUCGGCAUGAUGCAGCCGGUGUCCCCGCGCUCCUCGCCCCCCAACGGGAUGGACAUGGGGAUGCUCAGCCCCGCGGGGUGGCCCUCGUCGCCGGCCAGCCGGCUCAAGACGGCGCGGGAGCUCGACUUCGACCUGGAGAUGCUCGCGCUGGACCAGUACCAGCAGAAGCUGUUCGACAAGGUGUCCAACAACGCGCACUCGCCGAGGGCGAGCUGGGGCGCGCCCAACGGCGGCCUCGGCUCGCCGCGCGCGGCCGCAGGGUCGCCCGCCAGAAACAUGCCGGACUACACCGACCUGCUCGGCUCCAUGGACCCGGCCAUGCUCUCCCAGCUCCACGCGCUCUCACUUAAACAGGCGGGCGACAUGUCGCCGUACAGCUCCAUGCCGGACACGCAGCUGCACAUGCCGACCUCGCCGAUGGUGGGCGCGAACAACUCGUUCGGCCUCGACCACUCCAUGGCCAAGGCCAUCAUGACCUCCCGCGCCUCCGCGUUCGCCAAGCGUAGCCAGAGCUUCAUCGACCGCGGCGCGCGCGCCCCGGCCGCGCGCUCCCUCAUGUCGCCGGCGACGAUCGGCGAGCCAUCCAUGCUGACAGACUGGGGCUCUCCCAGCGGCGGCGGCAAUCUUGACUGGGGCUCACCCGGCGGCAAGCUGGACUGGGGCAUGCAGGGAGACGAGCUGCACAAGUUCCGCAAGUCGGCGUCCUUCGGGUUCCGCGGGCAGUCCGCCAUGCCGGCGGCCUCCGCAGCCACCUCGGCCGAACCCGACGUCUCAUGGGUGAACUCUCUUGUCAAGGAUGGCCACACAGGCGACCAUUUUCCGCAGUGGCUGGAGCAGGAGCAGAUGGUGGCCUGAUCCCACCCCGUCGACGACGAUCGAUCGAUCACUGGCUCAUAGCGUCUAGCUGACCAAAGUUCUUUCCUUCAAAUUUUUUUCCACCCUUUUUUAUCUGCUUAAUUUGAUUCAUAUGAGAUGGUUCUUUAUUAGUACAUAUAUGCUGUUCACAAAAAAAUAAUAUUGCUCAUCAGCAAUAUCAGCAUGGAUGCCCAAAGGGAGCCUUAGGUUGAUUAAGAACAGCCACAAUAUUUUACCUCUUUUUCCCCCCUUUCCCUUCGGUUUAUAAAUAGCUGUAUACAAGAAUUCCAUCAAGAGUUUAUUUACUUGAUAUCUAUACAUACUUUGAGACCAGCAA
Messenger RNA from Hordeum vulgare subsp. vulgare (domesticated barley), 2373 nucleotides. RefSeq names its product zinc finger CCCH domain-containing protein 33-like. Lineage: Eukaryota; Viridiplantae; Streptophyta; Magnoliopsida; Poales; Poaceae. The record is from RefSeq and is a predicted model, not a curated record. Gene Ontology annotation, molecular function: protein binding; metal ion binding. The transcript has a single exon. Bases 207 to 2036 code for a protein of 609 amino acids.